Candoia aspera is the source of this 2659-nucleotide messenger RNA. Its product is annotated as zinc finger protein with KRAB and SCAN domains 1-like. The transcript is spliced from 3 exons. The record is from RefSeq and is a predicted model, not a curated record. NCBI's taxonomy places the organism in Eukaryota, Metazoa, Chordata, Lepidosauria, Squamata, Candoiidae. The coding region runs from base 355 to 2100 and encodes 581 amino acids.
GUCCAGAAGAUCAUGAGGUUCUGCCUGGGAACGAUGCCAUCCGUUUUGACCCAUCCACUGAUGCCCUGCCUGCCUCUGUCGUAAGGCAGGGCCAAGCUGAAAGGCAGCCCACGCGGUGGGGGUCCAGCUGCUUUUCCUGUGUUGAGAAGGCGGAGGGGGUGGGCGAGCCUCAGUGGCUCUCCCUCCCCUCCCUUCCAGAAGGAACCCAUAGGCAAAAUCUUCUCCUUGCCCUGCAGUCCUCACUGCACUCCUCACUGGCCGCCGGGCAGGGCCAGCCACCUGUCCUGCCAGGGCCCGGGGGCCUCGCCUCGCUCGUCUCGAGGUGAGGCGCAGGCCUCCCUCGCGGGAAGCAGCAUGGCGUCGGGGAGAGGAGAGACCGCUGCCCUUCACCUCCAGCUUCAGGGGGUGGCUGAGCCAGGCCCGCGGCCGGCCAUGAAGAUGGAGAUGCAGGACGUGGCCGUGCAGGAGCUGGGGCGGGGGGGAGUCUCGCGUUUCCUUCAGAUUGGGUCCACGCGGGAGUUCUUAUCCGGAGAGGCUCCCCACCGGGUGAAACAGGAGCCGGACGAGGUCCUUCCACCACACCACUGGGCUCCCCCCAGGCAGGAGUUUUCUAAGGCUGCGCAGUAUCCUCCGUCAGGGUGGAGAAAACCAGCCCUGCCCAAACCCCUGCCCUGGGACAGUAGCUCCUUCCAGGCCCCCUACGAGGCUCCAGCCAGCCCAAGUCCCUGGCCCUCCGGAGGAUGGGCAGGCCAACCUCUGCCCAGCCUGAGCAGAGAGACUCAGCCGGUCUACGGUGGGCAGGAGCACCGAGAGCGAAGGAACUACGGGGAUCUCAAGGAGGAGGCGCUGAAUGAAGGGACGAUCAACAUGGAGGUCAGGCGCCAGCGCUUCCGGCAGCAUCGCUACCAGGAGGCCGAGGGCCCCAGAGAAGUCUGCAGGCAGCUGCAGGAGCUCUGCCACCAGUGGCUGAGGCCGGAGAGAUGCACCAAGGAGCAGAUCCUGGAGCUGCUGGUCCUGGAGCAGUUCCUGACCGUCCUCCCCCAAGAGAUGCAGAGCUGGGUCCGGGAACGCGGGCCGGAGAGCUGCGCCCAAGCUGUGGGCUUUUCAGAAGAUUUCCUGAUGCGGCAGAGAGAGACCCAAAGGAAAGAGCAACAGGUGAUGUGGACCUUUGAGGAGGUGGUGGUGAAUCCUCCUCUGCCGCCACCCGUUCAGUAUCCUGCCGUGACGCAGCAGGUCCGUUACCCCACGGUGGCACUGCCAGUGCAGUACUCACCCCUGGCACCACAGGCCCAAUACCCUGCUGUCGGACAACCGGCCCCCCAUCCCAUUGUGGCGGAGCGAGUGCCAGCGGAUGCCGUGCAGCGGGUGAUCUGCAGGAAGGCUGCGGCGGACGAUGGUGCCACCCUCCGACCUUACGGGCCCAUCCAGGAGUUCCGGAGGCCCCUCACCAACGCCGAGCGGAUGCGGAACCGUAGGAUGAGGAACCGAAAACAGAGGCUGGAAACCAGCAUGCAGCUGGUGGAGUCGGCCUCCCGGGCCCCCUCAAUGCUGCUGGACGCCAUGCGGGGCCUGCACUGCCACGAUCUGAAGGCCUUCGACAGGGCCAGGCAGGAGGAGAGGCAGCACCGCAAGCAGGAGAGGCGGCAGGACCGAGCCACGGCGCAGCUGAUGGUCGACGCCAUCGAACGCUCCCACGGCGACCUGGGGGAGUUCCUGGGCAGGCAGACCUCCACCAUGGCAGCCAUUGCAGAAGUGUUUACGGGCCAGAGGUCUCCUGCCCAGGGGGCCUAUGCCAGCUACAGCUCUUACCCAGGGUACAGCAACCCACCCUGGGGUCCCCCAGAGCCGGGAGCUCCGGUACCGUCCGGUCACGUGCCUGGUAUGCCUUCCGAGCCCAUAGCCGGCCCAGUCAUUCCAUGCCCGGUGCCUCCAGUGGCCACGCCUGGUGGCACUGGGGACCCGGUCCUAGAGCCAGCUCCUACCGAUGGACCAAGCGAGGCUGCUGCGCCAGACUCCCCGAAGCCUUCCACCUCGGAUGCCACUUCCCGUAGUCUUGAUGCGAGGCCCAGCAGGGGAACCAAAAGGAAGACGUGGGAAUGAGGACCCAGAGCUCGCUCCAAAAAACCCAGUGGUAGAUCUUAGGCCAAUUUGAUACCCCGUUCCCAGUCCGGCAGGCCCCACUGUGUCUCCCUACCCCUAGUGUGUUAAGAGGACAGCCCAUCUAUCUAUGCAAGAAAGAGCGAGUCAGAGCUCCAGGCCACGAGGCAGGAUUUGCCAUGGGCUUCCAAGCCCACCUGGUUGCGGAUUACAAAAGAAAGCAGCAAAGAGCUUGAUCUCUUGGUGGUGGGAUGGAUUAGCCAUGCAGCUUUGGGGCAAGUUGUAUCUGCCCAUCUGCAAAAUGGGAAUAAUCAACCUACAUUUACCCAGUCACUUAAAUAUACACAGCGCGAAGGUCGUUUUACUUUCUGAGUAAUUUAAAGUGCAGGAGGUGGAAAUUGUAAGCUGUUCAAAUGAAGCUGCAUCUGACUGUAAAAGGCACUAUUCUUCUUACUAUUUCUCAGUUACAGUUUAUUUAUUAUAUUUAUAUAUAUAUAUUUAUAUAUAUAUUUGUGUGUGUAUAUAUAAUAAAUAUAAUAUAUUAAAUAUAUAUUAUAUUUCU